Trichomonas vaginalis G3 is the source of this 1701-nucleotide messenger RNA. RefSeq names its product phage tail repeat-like family. Bases 1 to 1701 code for a protein of 566 amino acids. Lineage: Eukaryota; Parabasalia; Trichomonadida; Trichomonadidae. The transcript has a single exon. The record is from RefSeq and is a predicted model, not a curated record.
AUGAUUAAACCACAACAACUUAAGGCACAAAACACCCAGGUCCUUCAGACCAUUACAUACGCCAUAUAUGCAUAUAAUUCAAAGACGGCAGAACAAACGCAAAGGUUGAAAUAUGGAGAUUUGGAGAUAGUAUUGAAAAAUGAACAUUUCGAAUUCGUUUGCAAGGGUGGUGCAGUGAUAUCAAAUAUAAAAGAAAUUUUAUUUAUGAAUUCAAAAAUUAAAGGAAUAACGGAUGAUAUAACAUCAAUUCCACCAGAAGAACAGAGAUAUUACGCAUUAAAUGCAUUUCCUAAAGUUUUGAAGAUUGGAAGAUUUAAUUUAAAUGAGGAAUUCAUAGAAGGUUUCCUAAAUGACAUAAUGAAGAAGGUAGAUAAGGAAUAUGUGGAUAGUGAAUUAGAGAAGAAGGCGGAUAAGGAAUACGUGGAUAGUGAAUUAGAGAAGAAGGCAGAUAAGGAAUAUGUGGAUAGUGAAUUAGAGAAGAAGGCGGAUAAGGAAUAUGUGGAUGAAAAAGAUAAUGAAAUUAAAGAAAGGGUUGAAUGGUAUCAUGAAUGGACAUCGAAGAUUUUUAAAACUAAAGCUGAUACGGGAUGGGUUUCAGGAUGUUUAGACCUUAAAGCGGAUAAAACUUAUGUUAACGAUGAGUUAGAGAAGAAGGUGGAUAAGGAAUAUGUUAACGAAAUAUACCAAAGUUUGAUAGGAACAACAAAAAAUAUUGAAACUAUUGUUGGUGACUUUUCUGUCAAUGAAGAAAAUAAAUAUUUUAGAUGGCAGUUUGUACAGUCCUUAAAAAAUGGUACACGGUGUAAACUCAUUCCGAAAAAUAACAAUGAAAUGUAUGUAAGUUAUAAAAAGAAUGAUGGUACACAAGUUAAAGUUCCAUUAGACAACAACUGCUACUUAAACUUAUAUGGAGACGAACAAAAGAAAUAUUUAAGAGUUUAUGAAAUGGUGGAUAUGACAUUGCCUGACCCAGCUCCAGCACCAUAUUAUUAUGACUAUGGAGAUGAUGUCAGAACACCACAUGUAGAUGAACAAAAGUUAACAUUAUAUUUAGAUUCUUAUAGAUAUAAAAGAUAUAAUGCAAUAGAAAAAAUGAGAAUAGUAUAUUAUUAUACAGAUGACAGAAAUAAAUAUUAUAGUCAAGAUUUUACCCACCCUGAAAACAUAAGAUUAUAUUAUAAAAAAUAUUCUAACACAAAUCAGAAGAAACCUGAAAUAGUUGCACUAUAUUUUAAGUUCAAAAGAGGCAAUCCUAUAAUAUCUCAUAUGUUUGAUUUAAUGAACCCAGUAGGUUCUAUUUAUACAUCUAUGGAUGCAAGAGGUCCUCAAGUAAUGUUUGGUGUUGGUGCAUGGGAACAAAUAGUCGACAGGUUUUUGUAUUGUGCAAACUCUUCAAAGGAAACAGGUGGAAGUAAAACAAUUACAGGUGAAAAUUUACCUGCACACAGUCACUACAUAGAUUUAAGUACAUCUCAAGCAGGUUGGCAUAAGCAUAGAUAUUGGGAUUGGUCAGGAAUGACAAAAGGUAAAGGAUAUGAUGUUAAAGACGACGUUAAGUUUGCUAUAAAUUGUUACUGGAGUGACACUCAGGGAGAAGGAAACCAUACACAUCACGUUUCAGGAUAUACACAAACAACAGGACAAAGUAAAGAAUACAUGCCACCUUACAUGACAGUUUACGCAUGGUAUAGAGUUCAAUGA